CUAUCUAGUUGUUAGCAAUUCAUCUCACAAGCUACCGUGGUUACAAAGUUACAAGUGUCAGCCUUAAAAGUGAGAAUUGUAUGCCGUUCGAUGAAGACAUGGAGUUGUCUUCGUAUUCCAAUUUACAUAUUUAUCUUAAACAUGACAUAAAUUAAUCGAUUGAAAGUAAUGAUGCAUACUGGACGAAUGAUUUUUAAGAAACGUAUUUAUGAAUAAAUAAAUCAUUUUGAUGAUCAAUCAUAAGAUUCGUGUGAUGAUUGUCAAAGUAUUAGAUGGUUUAUCUUGGAUACCGAAAUUUCUUAUCAACAAAAUCCUGAUUUAUUGACACAGGCAAAAGGAAAAUAAAAAUGACGGAAAGUUUAAUAAAUGAAUGGCUAGUAGAUUGUGCAGAUGUGUCAUCGUCAGAGCUCCAUACUUUUGCCACUACUUUAUCACAAGACAAUGAAAUAGUCAGAGCGCUUUAUGUACUCUUGGAAGAACGUAGUAAAUAUAGUCAGUUAAUGGAUACAGUAUGCGAUCAGUUAUAUAAUUUUUAUCGCUCUCGAGAAACAGAAUUGCAAAGGUUCACCUUGCAAUUUUUGCCAACAUUAGUAUACAUUUACUUGAAUUCUGCAGCUCAUGGUGACAUUAAGAAUUGUCGGUCUGUAGAAACACUACUAAUUGGUUUGUAUAAUCUAGAAAUAGUGGAUAAAUCUGGGCAACAAAAAGCAAUUUCUUUUAGACUACCUUCACUUGCCAUGCUUUCCAUAUUUCAUGAGCCUGCAAGUUUGGCACCUGCUUCUUUAACUGAAAGUGCAGUACGCAGGUUUGAAGAAUGUAAUACGAAACUUGUUAGCUGGGGUCCACUGCAACAAGUUGAGACACUAAAUGCUCAAAAUAGAUUAAAAGUUAUGACUGCUCUUCUUUUUAUCUAUAAUCAACAACUCGGUUAUAUAAGUAAAUUUGCAUUAGAGCAAUUAUGCAAAGUUGCUACCAAACUUGUUACUCAAGGAUUUAUGAAGCCAGGACAUCAUCAACGAUCCUCGUAUGGAAGCGAGUCUAGUUUCGUUCCAAGACUUCUACCACGUAUACCUGUAUCAAGUCAAUUUCUCCUUGAAUUCUUGCAUGCUGUAUACUUUGCUAUGUAUAAUGACUGUUGGUAUUUAGGAACACAAGCAGUAGAUGAUAUUCAUAAUCGAGCAUGUUAUGAAACAUAUCCAGAUGUUAUGCUAGUCACAAAUGCUAUACGUAAUUCUGCCAGUACUGGACCAUCAGGACAACCUAAUGACGGGCCAAUUGGGAUUAGUGUUGCAUUAUCGCCAGCUACUGCAACCGCUACGGUAUCUAAAUCGAUGAUCACAAAUGCUUCGUUCCGGACCAAAAAGUUACCAGAUGAUAUACCAAUUCAAGAAACGAAGGAAGAUUCUGGAGGGGAAGGUAAAAGUAAUCUUGUAUCAAUCACAGAAGAAGAAUCGAUAGAACCAAAUAGAGGUGGUUCAAUAAGACAAUCGAAAGAUCAAAAGACUGCGUCCAAAAUCACGAAUUUCCCGGUACUUGGAAAAAAGCCGCGAGAAAAGGAUGGUAAAAUAGCUAAGAAUGCUCACGUUAGCGUUCCUGAAAAGGAAAAAAGACUUGGAUCUCAAGCGACUUCAAAGGAAAGUAUUAAAGGUAGUUCCUCUAUGUUAAAUAGUGAAUCAACAGAAAUCGAUGGAAAUGUUAAUGGGUGUUCAGUCAGGAAAAAGAAUAAUAGUGUAGAAAAUAAUUCAGUUACAGUAGACAAUGUUUCUUUGAUUGAUGGCGAACGUCUUGCGUUAGGCGGAGAGAUAGAUAACACUAAUAUGGAUACUUCUGUUACUUUAAGAACACAUAAUGAAAAUGAAUCGUUAACUUCGUCUAUCCAAGUCAGUUCUGUUUAAGUUAUACAGAUAGAUUUUUAGAAUGGAAAUGAAGAAAAGAGUAAUGGACCAUACAUUGAAUGACUGAAACAAAUUGUUGUUGUAGUUUCUUAUUUAAUUGUACAUACAUAUUCUUUCCUUAUUUUUAAGAACAUAUACACAGUAUAUAAUUGAAUUAAAUUAUUGAUUCUGUAACAGACCAAGAUUUAUUUAAUAUGCUAUUGUAUUUUGGAGCGAAUAUUAUUGUACAUAGUUGAUUCAAAAGUGGUCCAUUACUAUAUUGAUCUCCAUACUCUGUUUAAAAAAAAAGUUAAUAAAAUAGUAAUGGGGAAGGGAAUAAUAAGUUCACACUAAAUAUUUUUCUUUGUAUAUUAAAGGAUUCUGUUAUAAUCGUUCUUAUAAUAUGUCUGUUAAACCAUUCAAUAGAUUUAUAUUCGAAUAUUCUAGUA
Messenger RNA from Bombus impatiens (common eastern bumble bee), 2323 nucleotides. It is a transcript of the gene Hyccin, whose product is annotated as hyccin. The coding region runs from base 348 to 1895 and encodes 515 amino acids. Gene Ontology annotation, cellular component: plasma membrane. NCBI's taxonomy places the organism in Eukaryota, Metazoa, Arthropoda, Insecta, Hymenoptera, Apidae. Gene Ontology annotation, biological process: protein localization to plasma membrane; phosphatidylinositol phosphate biosynthetic process. The transcript has 9 exons. The record is from RefSeq and is a predicted model, not a curated record.